AUGCACCAGUUUGAUUUAGUGGCACAAAAAUGUUUGGAUUCUAAACCAGUACUUUUAGCCGACGAUAUUGAAUGUGAAAUAAUGAAUGUAAUCACAAAUCCCAAACCUUUUGACAAACCUUUCGAUUAUAUUAAAAACCAAAGUGAAGUCAACGAGUAUUGGAAUUCACUAUUCAGCCUUACAUCAAAUGAUACUGAAAAUGACCAAGUUAUUCCACAGGUAUCAGAUAUGAAGACAACAACAACAACACUAACCGAUACCAAGCUAACACAUUUGAAUCUGGUUACACUCAAGUUAUACCAAUCAAUUUUGUACGAAUAUUUACUCAAUGUGAAGCAGUCUUCAAGUCAGAAUGAUGAAAAUUUAGACAGUUCAUGUGAACGUGACUUUGAUGUCUCUGUAGAACAGGACUGUCAGAGUCAAUUUCCAAUAAAAUAUCUAUUGAUACCUCUCAAGCCAAUACCAUACUAUUCACAAGAUGCAGAAUAUUGGUUCCAACGCUUUAUAUCACUUCAACUUUUCCUCUAUCGAAUGAGCGAAACAACUGAAGGUGAAUUUCUUGACAGUCUGCAAAACUUCACUAACAAUAAAUUCACUUGGUGUCAUCAACAAACGGAUGACAAAGUUGAUGAAAAUCAAAUUCACUCUAUUGUCUCACCAUACAGCAUACAUUUUGAACCUAAAACAGAAGUAGUGUUAAGAAAUGAGAAAAAUCGCAGAGCCAUUAAACCAAUACAACGCUUGUUGUUGCAAACGUUAGACAACUUUGAAGGUGAUAAUUCUUUCAGUAAACAUCUAUGGCUCCUUAUCAGUUACUGUCCACAUAAUUUGAAACUUGAAAUUCAACAGUAUCAAAAUCGUUUAAUUUUACUUAAUGAUAAAGAAGAAUUUUUCAAGGCUAUUGAAGAGUUCAACACACUGAUGAUAAAAUAUUCUACAGCUAAUAUUCUUUCAGAUAAAGAAAAAGCAGAAGUGAAUAUCAAAAGCACAUCAGUGAAAACCUCUUCAGUUAAACGAACAGAAAAGCAAAUCGAUCCAGACAGUACAAAUCAAUUUAGUCAGGAGUUGCAAAAUGAAUUUGGUAUAUGGUUAGAAAAAUUCGAUACAACUCUUCGAUCUGGAAAGAUUUUGAAUAGUAAUACUUCACCUGAUAAAAGCUCCAUACAGUUUGGUUACAUUAAUCCUAAUGUUUCAUUACCAACAAUUCAACCAAGUGAUGAUGUUUUCAACGUUUUCAAGGAAAUAAUUUCAUGGAGAUAUUUUGGUGGCACUAUAGUCAAAUCAAAGUUAAAGGAAUAUAUUUUAAUGUUAUACCGUUUUAAUGAAUGA
Molecule: messenger RNA, 1329 nt
Organism: Trichobilharzia regenti
Lineage: Eukaryota; Metazoa; Platyhelminthes; Trematoda; Strigeidida; Schistosomatidae
Source: the annotation of a GenBank genome assembly